This is a messenger RNA of Leopardus geoffroyi (Geoffroy's cat), 8622 nucleotides long. It is a transcript of the gene POU5F2, whose product is annotated as POU domain class 5, transcription factor 2. The transcript has a single exon. Gene Ontology annotation, molecular function: RNA polymerase II cis-regulatory region sequence-specific DNA binding; DNA-binding transcription factor activity, RNA polymerase II-specific. Lineage: Eukaryota; Metazoa; Chordata; Mammalia; Carnivora; Felidae. Gene Ontology annotation, biological process: regulation of transcription by RNA polymerase II. Bases 2099 to 3112 code for a protein of 337 amino acids. The record is from RefSeq and is a predicted model, not a curated record.
UGCAGGGCUCAAACCCACAAGCACGAGAUCAUGACUUGAGCCGAAGUUGGACGCUCAACCAACUGAGCCACCCAGGCACCCCACUUCUAAACUGCAUCUUAAAGGUGGCUGGAAAUAGAGCAUGCUUCAUUUAUUCAGGGAAUGUUUACUGAGCACCUUCUAUGAGCCAGGCACAGUUGUAGGCACCAUAGACACUGCAGUGAACUGGACAAAGUCCCUGUUCUCUUUGCAGCAGAGAAACCUACAAUAAGCAUAUGACAAAUAAUUAUAUAUUAGGUAGUGAUGCCUAUUAAUACCACAAAAGAAAGCUUUAAUAAGGGGAACAGAGAGUGAUAACGGUUACUAUUUUAGAUAGGAUAGUCAGAGAAGGCCUCUAAUGAGAUGACAUUUGAGCAGAAUCCUGAAUGAAUGAGACCAAAAAGCAAAGGGAAGCCAUUUCAGACAGAAGGGCCAGCAUGAAUAAAGGUAUAAUAGUCGUGAAAAGUGUAACAUCUUUAGUGCAAAGGGAGAUAUUCUCACUGAGCAAGAUGGAAUGCAAGCAGGGAGAGUGUGGUAGAUGAGGCUGGGAAAGAAGGAAGAGAGGGAGGGAGGAAGAAAUGGGAAAGGCCAAGAACAGUUUCUGGGUCUAAGCUUGGGUGACUGAGUGGGUGAUAAAGCCAUUAACCAACUCGGGGACCCCUGGAGGAGAGGCAGUUUUAGGAAUGCAAAUAAUGAAUUUGAUUUGGGGCAGUGGGAGAUACAGAAUUGGAUAUUAGGAGUCAGGGCUAAAAUACAAAUUUGGCUCUUACCAGCAUGUCAUGGAAAUUUAAAAAGAAGGAGCAAGAAGAGUAGUCAGCCUUGUCAGAUACUGCAGAGAAUUUUAAUAGGAUGAGAAUUUUUAAAAGGCCAUCAGAUUUGACAUUUGGAAGGUUGGCAAUAACUUCAAGAAGGCCAAUUUCAGUAGAUGUCGAUAGGGCAAAGCCACAUCAUGGUUCAGUUAGAAAGUGAAAGGGUAAGAGGCUGGGAUUGUCCAGCCAAGGUGACUGUCUUCUCCCUUCCCAAAACUCUUCCUUGGAAGCUUUGAACCUGAGGUCAGAUCUUCUCCUACUCCUUCCUUAACUUUCUUCACAUAAAGCCUAGUACUGGAUGCUUGAGAUGGGGACAUGAUGGAGGGACAAAUAUUCUCAGAUCCUUGGGUCUCUGAUGGGAAAGGGGCCAGGGACAGGGGAGCCUGAUGUUGGUGAAGCAGGUAUUAAAGGGAGCAUCUUCAGUGGGGAACAGCAGGUCAGGUUGGGCCUGUUCUGAGACCUGUCUCCAGAGGGGGAGAAAGAUGAAACAUAUAAGUCUCUGUUGUAUGUGGAAACCGGACCAGGAAGCUGAGGUAGGCUGCAGAGCAAAGGCUCUGGGGGGCUGGUGGGGGGUAACAUGAAUAAUUAGUCAAGAAACUCAGCCCCGGUGAGAGAGUACAAUGACAAAGCGUGAGGGCUGGGAGUAGAAGCUGACAGUUAACUGAUAGACACUAGAAGAAAUUUAGGGAGGAGUGCUUAGGUUUCUUAGAGCACAGGAACUAAAGAUGGGCAGGGAAGGCUAUUGGCAGUGCUUGUGACCACAAUGAUAGCAGUGAGGGGAUGGUUAAUGAAUUUAGGACUGGUCCCAGCAAUACCUGGUAUAUAGAUGUUCAAUAAAUAUUUGUGAAGCCAAAAGGAGUCGUUCCUCCACAGAUAAUGUGGAGGAAAAGGAUUCGAUACUGGAGUUCUGAAGAGCUGUUAGAAAAUGCCUAGGUUCCCUUCAGGGAGAGGAUGGAGGCAGUGACUGAGAUCCCAGACCUCUUAAAAGUACAAAGCCAGAGAGAGAGAGACCUAUACCACGGAGGGAGUUAGAAGCAUAGACCAGGGUGGGAAACCCACUCGUUUAAUCCUGCAGACCCAAGGGAUUACCGGUAGGUCUACUAGAUUUCCUCACCCCUGCGCAAAUACACCCCUGGCCUCAGUUUCUCUCACCUGCACCUCCAUCUCUGCCCACUAGGGGGCGGGGCUCGAGGGCAAGGCUGGCGGCUGUUCCGAAGCCUCGAGGACCAUCAGUUCCUACCAGACUCCCUGCUCCGGUGCCGUCUUACCCCAUGGCGGGACCCAGGCCCUCAUACUUCUCCCCACUGCCAGGCAGUGGUAGGGGCGGGCCCAGAGGACCGGUGCCGGUGCGGGUUGACACUCCGGUCUGGUUGACCGCCCAGGCGGCUCCGAGCAUGCUGAUGGUCCAGCCGGGAAUCAAGCAGGGGGGCAGCCCAGGCCCUGAGGUGUGGGAGAUGCCCCUGGGUCCCUUGCCAUACAAAUUCCGGGGCGGGAUGGCACCCUGCACGCCCGGGGUCGGAGCUGGCAAGGUGGGAGCCUGGUUCCCGAGCCCCUCAGAGGGCACUUUCCCCAGGCCCUACAUCGUCCUGCAGUGCAUCCCAAGGUUGGCACUGCCAGAGGACGUCGCAGCCAGAGAGAAAGAGAUGGAGCAGCUGGCCAAGGAGCUGAGGCGAAAGAGAAUGGCCCUGGGGUACUCACAGGCCGACGUGGCGUUCGCCGUGGGGGCUCUCUUUGGAAAGGUUCUUAGCCAGACAACCGUCUGCCGCUUUGAGGCCCAGCAGCUCAGCAUCGCCAACAUGUGGAAGUUGGGACUGCUGAUGAAAAUGUGGCUGGAGGAAGUGGACACCAAGAACUUUAUGGGUGUAUGCAAAAUAGAGAUGAUCCUGCAGCAGGCUCGGAAGCGAAGACAGGAAAGCAGGGAGCGACGCAUCGUAAACAAUCUGGAGAAACUCUUCUUGCAGUGCCCGAAGCCCACACCCCAGCAAAUCAGCCGCAUCGCUGGGCAGCUCCGGCUACAGAAGGAACUGGUCCGAGUUUGGUUCUAUAAUCGGAACAAGAUGGAUGGUCAGCCAACCAUUGAUUUCUCCCCACAGGAGGAUGUGGGGGCAGGGGGGUGGCCUCCUUUCCCAGGGGGGCCGGUAUGCUUUCCUCUGGCAUCAGGGCCCCAUUUUGGUUCCCCCUGCUAUGAAGGGCCCUAUUAUAUACACUUCACCCCUUACCCUGUGGAGGGGACCCACCUCUCUGCCCCAGCCACCCCUCUUGGCUACUCCAGGCUUUCAAACUGAGGGGCCUGCCCUUCUGGGCAGAGCUGAACUGGGGAAAUGGGUGAUGCCUGAGGUUCAUUUCAGGGCUGUUAACAUUAAGAGCUCCAUUAACUGUCUAAAGAGGUUAAUACUUAAGGGAUGGUUUGGGAGUUGUUUAGGAAAUUCAGGGGAGGGAAGUUGAAGUUUAUUAUUCCAGUGUUUUUACCUAGCAUUGACUUUAAGGUACAUUACGUAUAUGGUUUAGGAUAUUUUGUUUCUCUCUCUCUCUGUUAUUAAUUGAAAAUUACUUGUGUCUGUUAUUCCUUGUGAUUAUCAGUAAACAGCGGAUUUUUUUCCUUAUAAACACACCAUUGGGUGAAAAAUUCAAACACAGAAGAUUAUUUCAGUAUACCUUUUUUUUUUUUAAUCAAAACCAAGCAGAACUUUAUGUAAAAAUAAACAUAGAGUCCAAGAUAAUAGUAACCUCUGGGGGAAGGUUUGAGGUUGGGGUACGGAAAGAGUACACAAAACCUACCCAAGGGACCAUGCUGAAAUACAAGUGUUUUCUUGUGGUCCUCCCUUUCUUGAAAGAUGCUUUUUUUUUUCCUCCUAAUUCACCUUUUCAUUUAGAGUGCUCAGUUUCAGGUGGAGGUCUCAAUCCAGAUCUCCACCUUAUGGAAUCCCACUGGUUUAUCCACAGUCCUGCCCGGGUCGUUGUGUUUGGAACCCCUUUCUUACUGAGGUUGGCCAGGUGGAAAACACUUGCUCAGCCUCAGCUCCAGCUCACUUCUCUGGUUCUCAGCUCCAUUUGGUUUAUUACCUGGCUGUUUUCCUUACUUUCUUUUGAACUCAGAUAUGCAUCUUAGAGAAUAUCUGUGAUGGUUGAGUCAACAUUCCCUGGUUUUUGUGAUGGUAUAUCUUAUACCACUUUUCCAAUCUCUCCUACAAAAUUGGUCUUUUCUAGUUUUCUCCUUCUACAUUGGUAAAUUUUGAUCAUCAUAUACUAAACAGACAUACCUGCAUGUAAUAUUUAUUGCUUUCUGAUUCCAUCACUAAAUAUUAUAUAUGAGUUUGUCUUCUUAAUUACUAAUCUGUCAGUUUUUUCUUUCUCCUUUUUUUUCCCCUUAAUCAGUUCUUACAAAAUAUUUAUCUAUAGGUAUUUUCAAAGACCAAGUAUUUGUAAAAAUGUUUAUCUUAUUUACUGCUGUUUUUAUUUUAUUUUUUAAUUAAUUAACUUGUAGCUUUUAUUUCUAUUAAUUGCUUUUUCUAGUUUUCUCUGAUUUCUCCCGAUGUAUAUUUUUCUCUUGUCAGUGUUUGAAGAUAAAACACUGAUGAUACAUAGAGGUUUGUGAAGAUAGAGACAAACUUUAGAUUCAACAGAUGACUAGUCACUUAUUCUUGGACUCUCCCAGUAAAAGUCACAGAGCACCAGUCUCAUUUCUUCCUUUUCCCAGACAGCCCUUCUGGACAACCUUGAAAGGGAGAUGUUUCUGCAGAGGGCCAGGUAGUAUUUAAUGCUGGGAUGAACAACUGUGGUUGUAUCAACAUUCAGCUCCUAAAAGAUAUGAGGAGGCUCUCUCUCACCCAGGCUGCUUCUUGAAUUCUGUAGCCCCUGCGUAUUUGGAGAAUUGGUAAUGGGCUUUUGAUCUCGGGAACAGCUCCAAGGACCUGCCUCAGCACCUGCACAGCUGCGUCUUGCACACAGCUGCUGCACCUCUGGUUAGGCAAGCACCACGUUGUGUCAUUGAUCAGCCUUCACAUAACUUAAAAUGCGAUUUUUCCAUCACUGGUCCUCUUGACUUGACUAUGUAAAGAGAAAAGGCUGGACCUUAGGUAAACUUUGAUCUUUAAAGGAUUUCAGGUUUUUCAAAGAUUUAAGAUUAUGAGUAGAAACCUUAAUAAUAAAACCCCUCAAAACUGAUAAUUGAAUUGCCCUUAGAAUUGGGAGAAAACCAACAAUGUGAUGUUAGUGCUGAACAAUAUCAAAUAUACAGAGAUCAAAGUAACAUAAAAUCAAGUCAGAUAUACCAUGUCGCUAGCAAAGGUGUCAGUGAUACUAGAGUGAAAACAUUUUCAGUGGAAUGGUUGGCAGAGGCAAAAGUCAAACAGUAGUCCAGAGUCUCCGUAUUCACCAGAUUUCCCCUAAUGUCAAUUAAAAACACAAAUUCCAGCCACUCAAUAAGAUCUUCACCGUCAUUCCGAAAUAUUUCUUUUAUCAAAUGUUUCCUUUAUCUCAUGUUUUCUUUAGACAAGGCAAGUAUUCUUAACCUGAAGACGUCGCACCCCUUUACAGUACAGGCAGAAUAGUGUGUUUGUACAUGUGUGCAUCUUUAAAGAUGGUGAUGAUAGCUUUUAUCACAUUCUCAAAGGAGACGUAGCUCUUUGUAGAUCUACAGUUUCAGAAUUUUAGAAAUACAUUCCCUUUGGCCACCUUACUCUCAAGAGUUUUCCCUUGACCCAAUACCAGUCUAACAGGUAAUUCCUGGUUUUCUUUGAAUCUGUAUAUUCUGGAUAUCUCUAACUCAGCGUAGAAUAGAGGACCUGAACCACUUCUUACAUAAGUCUUUCAAAUUCAGCCAAAUACUCUAUUAAUUAUUGCCUUUAUUGUUCUUAUACUUUCAUCAGUCUUUGACACUUUAAUGAGUUUCCUAUCAUAAAGAACAAUUUCUCUAGUUCCUAGAAUCUUUCCAUCUAUUGUCUAAGAAAACUUGAAGUGUUAAGAUAUGCUCCCUUAUUCCAAAACAUUGUUCUUGAAAUAUCAUCUAAAUGUUUUCUAUAAUUUCAUAUUUUUCAAGUAUACAUACUAUACAUCUUUGCCUAUUAUACUAAAACUACAUCAGGAGAUUUAUUUUUCAUUGUAGCCACUUCUGUUUAUAGCUUUCUUCUAGAAAUCGUCUUGCUUACUAAACAGUAUUCGUUUCCUUGGCAGAAUCUAUUUUUUUUUAGGGUACAAAAUUGUAUUAUCUAUGUAAAACAAUGUUUUGAAAGUGAAAACUACAAUGCCCUCCAAUAAAAUCCUAGUGGAAUAUGAGAGUAUUUCUUGACAAGGUGGUUGUAAAUGGAAAGAAUAAAACUUAGGAAAAUAAAAUUUUGAAGAAGAGAGUCAGGGUGUCCUUGUCCUACCAAAUAUUAUGAAACUACAAUAAACAGUAUGGUGGUGGUUACAGACAAAACUAACAAACAAUUAUUUGACUAUUCCAUUUUGUGGGAGUGUGAAUUGAGGCAGCCUUCAUGAAAGGCUAUUGGAUAAUUCAUAUGGGAAGUUUUAAAAUGUGAUUUUUCUUUGGACAAUCAUUUCAACUUUAAUGAAUUUUUAUAAGAAAAAAUUGUAUGUGCGUGCAAAAAUUUAGUGAUGAGGGUGGUCAUUAAAGCACUUUUUUUAACAACAAAAAGUUAGAAACACCCUAAAUGUUCAACAAAGGCUAAGUAAAUCAAAAGGACCACCAUAUAUGGUAAAAAUUGUAUUAUAGAGUUACAGUUUUCACAAAAUUCAGAAUAGAUUGUUGAGUGAGGCAAAACAGUUUAUUAAGCUUUAUGAUACUUUUUAUUUCUUAAGGAAAAGGUGUGUUACAUAUAGAAAUAUAUACAUAAGUAACUAUCGUUGGUGAUUUUAUAAAAUUAUUCUGCUAUAUGUAUUAUACAAUAAAAAUAUUUAAGAAAAAUUUCUAAAGGAAGGUGCUAGGAAAUCUAGGGUCCCUAAAAGUAUUCAUUCUUCCAGUCUUCUUUUAUCUAUAAAGUGGUAAUUUUUAAUUAUAAGGCAAUUUUAUUUCAAAAUAUUAAAUUUGGCCUUUUCAUUUUUAGUCAGACCUGUAGUUUCUUUAAAAAGAAAGGCAGUUCUCUAAACGGGAGGAGUAUUGGGAUAUAUCAGAGACACAUUGCUAAAAAUUAGUUUUUUCCUUUAAAUCAGAUGCCCAUUAAUGUUAAAGAGCUGUAGUAUAGCUUAGUGAGUGAAGACACCUGCCAUAUGUCUGUUUUCCUGCACAACAUGGUAAUUUACAAUUACAAUCAGUGUGUUUAUAUACCUCAGUGGUGUUAACCCAUAUUUAGAAUAUAAUAUAAGCCCAAAUCAUCUUCAUGUUUCUGAAUGUUUACUUUUCAAUUUUAAAAACCAUUUCAAAGUAUCAAAAUCCUGUUUUUAUCACAGUAGAAUCCUCCUUGCUUGUCAUAUUUGAAGAAACCAAAUGAAUAUAAAUAAGAUCCAUAGACUUCUAGGUUUGAAGGCAGGGUCAGUUCCUGUGAUUACAGCCCCAGCCAGGUGAAAGGUGAACUGUCAUGAAAUGAAUCUACCCCUAUACCCAGUAAAAUCCUUAACGCAAAGCAUUAGCAUAAUCACAGUUACACCAGUGAAUAGAAACGUUACCAGACGAUCUUGAAGAGACUGUGUUGUUUACGUCCGGGGCUAUCUUCAGAAGACAGUGCAGCACAUCAGUGUGUUGGGCUGCUGCCCUGCCACCUCACUUUUAGCUCGGAACCCUGCUGUGAAUUCUGCUACAGACAAAAUUAGCUACUUUGGCAUUGAACUUGGGCUUUUUAGACUUGCAUCCCCCAGUUUCCAACAAAAUGAUGAAGUACCAACCAACUUCACUUAUUACUGUUGACUCUGCUACUGACUGCCUGCCAAAGACUAGGGUUGGAAAAGGAAGAAUUGAGGCCUUCCUGAGAAUUCACUACAUUUUGGAUUCAAUAUUCGUUUCUAAAACUGUACAACCUGUUAUAUCUCUUCUUUUUCUCCAAAAGAGUAACUGCAUUGUUUAAUAAUUAGUCUUCUUCUUCCCCCCAGGAUGUAUGGUGUAGAACUCCUUUUAGUUGUUGGUGCAAUGGCCAGGGCAGUGUAUAAGAUGCUUUAAGUUGAUUUAUUAUCUUAGAAUGGAUGAUUAUGUUCCUAGAACAGCUGUAAAACUUUGACAAUUAUUGACUGAGUAGUGGGCAAAUCUUAACAUAUACCUUUUUGUUAAAGGAGAGUUUGGUUCAGUAUACCAUGUCUUAGUUUGCCAGGACUGCCGUAACAAGUACUCCAGCUUGGGGAGCUUAAAGAACAGAAAUUUAUUUUUUCACGGUUUGGAGUCUAGAAGGCUGUGAUCAAGAUGUGAGCAAGGUUGGUUCCUUCUGAGGGCUAUGAGAGAAGGAUCUGUAUCAGGCUUGUAGAUGCCCGCCUUCACCCCGUGUCUUCACAUUAUCUUCCUUGUAUAGCUACCUGUGUCCCAAUUUCCUCCUCUUAUAAAGACUCCAGUCAUUGGAUUAUGCACUUGGGUUAUGCAUUGGAUUAAGACCUCAUUUUAACUUAAUUAUCUCGGUAAAUAUCUCCAAAUAAAGUCUAGGGUACUGGGAGUUAGGACUUCAACGUAUGAAUGUUUGUGGGGAAACAAUUCAGCUCAUAGCACCAGCCCAAUUAAAAUUUCAACUAGAUUUAAUUAUUUGCUUCUGUAUUCAUUCAGCAAAUAUUAAUUGAAUGCCCUAUAUAACAAGUAGUGUCCUAGGUGCUAAGAUGCAAUGGUGACCAAAAAUAGGCCCAUCGUAACCCUCAAGGAGCUUAAAGUAUGGUUAGGCAUGGA